Molecule: messenger RNA, 1347 nt
Organism: Botrytis byssoidea
Lineage: Eukaryota; Fungi; Ascomycota; Leotiomycetes; Helotiales; Sclerotiniaceae
Exons: 4
Coding region: 1-1347 (448 amino acids)
Source: RefSeq, a predicted model, not a curated record
AUGUUUUACAAAUUAGCCCUUCAACGUAACACCAACAACUAUUAUCAUUUUCGAGAUGAAGAUGAAAAGCACGGUCAAUCAGUGAUAUUGCUUGGGAGAUUUUCCGAAGAUAGUCGCAGCAAAGCUGUGGAGGUUGCGAGACUUGUCUUUGGUGUGACCCACAAGAAUGCUGUUCGAGCCAAUCUUCUCAAUGAACGGUGUCGAGCCUCUGUGACUUGGGACCAUAAUCUUCUGUGUGAAUUCACCGAGCGAUUGUUUAGUGUCAUAUGCGGCUCUGUAGACGAACCUCUUGAUAAAUGGGAUCUUGAUAUCCUCGGUAAGCGGUUUUGGAACACAAUGAUUUCUAUUAACGGCAAGGAAGAUUGGAUGGCACAUGAAGAAUUAAAAGCUGAAAAGUUCUGGGUAUGGUUAGCUGCAAGAACUUACAAACUCAAUCUCCGUGAGGAGAUGUCUAACGUACAGAAAGCUCGAUUCGAAAGCUAUUCCUAUCUUCUGAAACAAUGGCUCAAUGGUAAGAUACGUCGUCUUUAUCAGGAUGAUACAAAUUUUGAUCAUGACCGUGACCGCAAGAUAUAUGAUGAAUUAAAGUCCUCCGAAAUACAAAAAAAAGAAUGGGAGUUUAGUAAAAGCAGGUCUAAACUCUCGAGCCUAGUUAAAGAAUUACUUCGCGACGGACAUUCAAAUCUUGAGAGCAAGCGCGAAGGAAUGCUCAUUAAAGCGAGAAGUGCGAUGAGUAAAGCAGUGUGUCUUGCUAAUGCUGGUGAGGGCUACAGUGAUUGCCUUAAACUUGCCGAUGAAAUUCUACGACUGAAUGGAACUUCACCUUCAGAGUUGGAAAAGGGCAAACGACAGGCCAAAGAAGCACUUGAUGAAUUAGACAAACAACGACAAGAAUUUCUAGCAACAAUUUCACAUAAACCUUCUAGCUCGCCAAGUAAUUGGCGGUACGAUCUAUACGUGCGUAUCGACGACCACCUUAAAAACGCAACCGGUAGUGAGAGGUCACCUAAAAUCUCACAAACGCAUUCACCUCGAGGGCGAAGCAAUGAAACACGAGAUUCAGCAUCAGACCAAGCGCCUUCUUCGAGGAAGCCAGCUUCAUCAAAGCCAGUGCCUACCUAUAAGCAACGUGCCCAAGCUUUGACUGCUAGUUCUUCGUCGAAACCCACACCUCCUGCAGGAUAUCACUCUCGAUAUUCUCGAGACGACGAUUUCAGUGACUCCUCGGUUUCUGAGGCGUCUAUGUCUACAAAUAGAAAGAAAAAGAGAAUUGGGAAGAUAAUGAACUUGGUUCAGAAUCCAGGCUCGAGAAGGAGAUCAAAAGACAGAACACCGCUUUUGAAAUAA